AUGAGAAAAGAGGGAGUGCUGCUAAAGGUGCUUUGCGGGCUAGCCACCCUGUGGGUCCUGCUGACUGGAUAUAAAGUACUGCGAAGAGCAUUCAUGCCCAAAAGAGGAAAAGAGGUGCUCAAAGCAUCGGGGCCAAGAGAUGGCUCGCAAGAUGCUUUCUACGAAAUGCCAAAAACAAAAGAAGAAAGACGCGCAGAGCUGGGCAGGGGUACAUGGGCCCUCAUCCACACAAUUGCUGCGAAGUAUCCUCCGUAUGCGAGCCGAGAACACCAGUCAAAUUUGAUUAAAUUUAUUGAUCUAUUAACAAAACUGUUUCCCUGCGAAGAGUGCAGAGGACACUUCAAGAGCUUGGUGGACAGCUUUCCCCCCAAGGUCUCCUCCCGCGAAGAGUUUGGGCUGUGGACAUGCCAGGCGCACAAUAUAGUCAAUAAGCGGCUGGGAAAAAGAGAGUUUGACUGCACAAGGCUGGACGACCGGUGGGACUGCGGGUGCAAAUAA
Nematocida minor is the source of this 498-nucleotide messenger RNA. RefSeq names its product mitochondrial FAD-linked sulfhydryl oxidase. NCBI's taxonomy places the organism in Eukaryota, Fungi, Microsporidia. Gene Ontology annotation, molecular function: flavin adenine dinucleotide binding; flavin-dependent sulfhydryl oxidase activity. The coding region runs from base 1 to 498 and encodes 165 amino acids. The transcript has a single exon. Gene Ontology annotation, cellular component: mitochondrion. The record is from RefSeq and is a predicted model, not a curated record.